AUUACAUUGUAUUGACCUAAAAUACUUGAUCAACACAUGAAUAAUCGCAAUCGGGGUUGGGGUCGAUAUGGCCCUAGAACCGGAAGACCUGGUGCCGAGCCAGUUCCUGCGGAGGGACCGGAGGUCUUAGUCAUCAACGAGCGGGAGUUGCGGGCCUUCAUCUUCCGGGUGUACCUAUCCUCCGUAGUGCUGUGCCUGCUGACUUCCAUUUCGUGGAUCAUACUGUCGGCACUCACUGUGAGGGUCGACAAGGCAAUUCCAGUGCCGCCGUACGUGUGGCUGAUAUUAGCUUUCAUCCUCCUCUCGGUGCUCGGAUGCAUCGGACAGACUCCAGCACUGACCUUGUUAUGCUGGGGAUUGAUGCUGGGAUCUUUGUUCUUCGUCACCCUGUUCGGAGCGUAUUAUAUGCACCUAGUGCGCGUCUCGGUCCUCUUGAUUGCCAUUUUGGUUGCUGGAUCCCUGCUGGCCCUGCUGCACUUGUAUGGGGCCAAAAGUCCGGAGGUUUUGCUACCCAACAUUAUCUGUACCUGCUGCAUUUUUCUGCUGCUCACCGUCACCGUGCUCGUCCUAAUGAUACUCUUCGCUGUCAUCAGUGAUAUGCGGUACCUCCUGGCCGUGGCCAUCAUAUUCGUCAUCAUUAUCGCGUUCAUGGCUCCAUUUCAGGCUCGUUACGUUUGUGGAAGACUGCAGCAGGUGCCUUAUGGGCAGACUGCGGAUUGCGCCACUGACAUUCACCUACAAUUUUGUUUUCUACUCGCCUGCAUGCUCAUUAUUGCCCAGUACUAUAGUUGAAUAAAGUCAGUCUAAAAUGUUGGGGCUGAUGUGCAAAUAGCCUAGAAAUGUAUAUGCGACUAUG
This is a messenger RNA of Drosophila mauritiana, 856 nucleotides long. RefSeq lists its product as uncharacterized. Bases 37 to 792 code for a protein of 251 amino acids. The record is from RefSeq and is a predicted model, not a curated record. The transcript has a single exon. Lineage: Eukaryota; Metazoa; Arthropoda; Insecta; Diptera; Drosophilidae.